AUGCAGACCGAGCUGCUGCUACUCCUAUUUCUCUGCUUCUGCCUCGACGAGAGGCAAGUGCUCUGCGAUGAUCAGUUGGUGUACAAGUUGACGAACAUCGAAUGCCAAGGAAAUCCGGAUCGUGUAAAAAAUAUCUCCUGCAGUCUGAAAGCGAUCAACUGGAAUAAGGCGAUCGCCAACAUGGAUUGUUACCUCACUGUUCCAUUGCGCAAUCCUGUGAUUCGGUUGCAGCUCUUCCAGAGGGACUAUGCCAAUCAGUGGAAGCCUUUCCUGGUGGAUGUGUCCGUUAACGUAAACGACGUGAUAUCCAGGAGGAGUUUUCUGCCCUACGGUGUCAUCAUGUGGAAGUGUUUGCAGCGGUUCACCAAUGUGAACCACUCCUUCCCGAUUUCGGGCCAUCUCUUCGCUCGCAAUGGUUACUUGGAUACAUCCUUGGUGCCACCCUUUCCUAUAGGCAUCUACCAGCUGAGUUCCGUUAUCGUGGAUAAGAACUCUACCAUCAGCGAGCACAUAGGCACCGUCAAGUUCUAUAUGCAAUCCAUGCUGACGGUGAAGAGCAAGAAGAGACCCAAGUCGUAG
Messenger RNA from Drosophila subobscura, 579 nucleotides. RefSeq lists its product as uncharacterized. The transcript has 4 exons. Bases 1 to 579 code for a protein of 192 amino acids. The record is from RefSeq and is a predicted model, not a curated record. Lineage: Eukaryota; Metazoa; Arthropoda; Insecta; Diptera; Drosophilidae.